UUUUUUGUUUUUUCAGAACUGGAAGGACGCCAACAUCAUGUUGCCAUACCUAAUUUUCUUCUUGCUCAUCUCUGCUGCGGAGUUGUCCACUGACUGUCCAGAAGUCUGCAAGUGCAGCUCCGUAGAAUCAAUAUUCUGCAACAAUAGAAGGUUUAUCACUGUACCUCAAGUUCCUGUCACCACCCAACAUCUAUUCAUCUUCCACAAUGACAUUCCCUCAUUAUCCCAAAAUGACUUCAAAGACCUAGUGGAGUUGGUGACACUAGAUCUUAGCCAGAAUGUGUUGGCAGAAAUUCCCGACAGGGUGUUUGAAUCACUGUCAAAGUUGAAGAAUUUGGACAUGUCUUCUAACAACAUUGCUCACAUUUCCAAAGACAGUUUCUUUGGGUUGGUUCAGUUGGAAAGGCUGUAUCUCCAAGAGAACUGGAUACACAGUAUUCAUUGGGAAGCUUUUGAUGGUUUAGAGAUGCUGCUGGAACUCAAGCUACAAGGCAACCAACUUACAUCUCUGCCUUCUCUUAAUUUUCCCAGACUUCUUCUUUUAGAUCUAAGCCACAAUAACAUCCCCACUUUGGGACCCUCAGAUUUCCAUACCCCCAACUUAGAGGCCCUUAAAUUGGCGUCUCUAGGGCUAACCUCUGUAGAUGAAGAUGUUAUAGCCUCUUUGAGGAACCUCCAUGAGCUUGACUUAUCAGGCAACAAGUUAAGGGAAGUCCCUCAGGCCCUGAGGCAGGACUCACUCAAGGGGCUGAUUAAACUUAGUCUGGCAUCCAACCCAAUAAUAGAGCUGAGGGUGAAGGACUUUGAAAAACUGGCUGGUCUUCAAGAACUAGAUCUUAGUGGACUUAAUCUUCAAGGAUUUUCUGAGGGAUUUUUUGAAAGCUUUCCAAAGUUGAUGAACUUGGCAGUGGCUGAGAACCCAUUUAACUGCCAAUGUCGAUUAGCCUGGUUCCCUGUUUGGUUAAAAGAGAAGGAAGUGAAGUUGAAGGGGCCUGAGAUAACCAGAUGUCAUUUUCCUCUAGUCAAUGCUGGAAAAAUGCUUUCAGAACUGGAGCACAAAGAUUUUGGAUGUCCGCAGACCACAACUGAAUAUGCUGUCACUCACAAAGUAAAGACUUUUGUUUCUCAAAUUCCAACCACACCUCCAGUCAUCAUCCAUACUAAUGCCAUUCAUCCUCCUAUUCUACCUAGUGAAGACACCAUUUCUUCAAGAACAGAUAAUUACCCCAUUUCUCCAGAACAUCCAGUCUCACCCAGCUUAAACAGGGAGGAAAACUUCUGCCCCCCAAACAUCUGCCUUAAUGGGGCCACUUGUAUGCUAGACUAUCUUGGUUUUGUCAGUUGUUUAUGCCCCUCUGGAAUAGUUGGCCUCUACUGUGAGAAUGAGUUAGAGAUUCCUGAGCAACAACCUCCAACAACAAAUGUUCCUUCAGUUGCCUCUGAGACACCCAACAAGCCUAAUGCAAUUACCUCUCUCCAAGUGACCUCCACAUCAAUCCUGCUUGACCUACACCGUUUCAUUGAGACACGGCCAAAUAUUCGUGGCAUCAGGCUGACUUAUCGCAACCUUUCAGGACCUGAUCGUCGCCCCAUCGUACUGAGUUUACCAACGUCCUACCCCGAAUACACUUUACGUGGUUUGAUACCCAACUGUACCUACUCUGUUUGUGUCAGUCCCCUUGGGGAGAAAAUUAUUUUUAAGGGUAACYGCUCAAUAGAAAUGGGGUCAUGCACAGAGGCUCGAACUGAGGGGAUYCCUGUAACAUCUGUGCAGCCUCGAGUGAAUGGAAAUACAUCUAUAACAAGCACCCUCAUCACAGCUCUGGCAGUCCUAGCACUGGUGAUGGGCUUGGCUGUGGUGGUUGGGACCCUCAUCUAUCUGCGGAGGAAGAGGCAGGCAAAUGCAGGAAUGGAGCUAGAGCUGGGCCCAGCUGAGCCGGACGCCACUGAAUUAGAUGGUAUAAAACCUUGCAUGGACAAUGGAAUAAAUGGCACAUUACCUCUCAAGCAACCACAGAAAGAUUUUUGCCAGACUUCUCAUCAGUCUUCAGUGUUACAACAAAAUGGUGGUUUGGACUACYAAGCACCACUGAUGCAAGAACAUUGCCCAUCAAAUAAUAAUCUAGCAUCCCUUAAGCCAUCUUAUUUCUAACAAAUACUGAAGAAGAGAGUAUUUCAGGAUGUCAGGAUUUCCUGAUCUUGCUAUAGCUCAAAUAGUGGUUUAAUUCUAUUUUUCACCCCCAUAUCAGAUGUUUACAAUCUGAGAAAGGGCACUUAUUAUCCUCUGUUGCAUACAUGAUGACAUGAUGGAAUGAAUUUAAAUUUAAGAGACGCUGAGUGGUGCAUUUAGGAUUACAGCAAAUUUAAAAUGUGCUUAACCACUAAAAGACAAUGAAGAUCAUUGAGCAGAUUUGAGCGAUGGUAAAAAAAAUCUAAUCAAGUGAUUAAAUUAAGUGCAAUCAAUUAAAAUGGUCUUGGUAACAAGCAACACCUUCUUGCACUGAUCUCAGAUGUUCACACUUCCUUUGUUUUUAAAAAAGACUCUUCAAAAGGAGCUUCAAUCUUGUUGCUGGAAAUGGGAAGUAUGAAACUGAAAAAGUGCCUCAUCUUUCAGGCCACAGAAUUGGAAAACUGAUAUAAAUGAAGAGUUGUUUGAGUCACACAAACUGACAUUAAAUGGAGUUUCAUUCAACUCAAGUGGCACCAUGGGGACUAGAAAAAACUUGCACUGAGGAAAAAAAAGGUUGUCUUUUCCAAUGCCCUAAUCAGACAAGACUGAUGGUCAUAUGGAGAUAAAACAAAUGAUUUAUCGUUAGAGACUUGAUAUUUUUUGUGACUAUAAAAGCUGUACAUUUUUUUAUUUUGAUAUUGACAUCAUUUAAUGUGAAAAGAACUAAAGUAUUUUUAAAUGUCUAAUAAAUUUUAGAUGUCUUCAAAUCAUAACCCACAUAGGCUUUGAAUUCUCUGGAAUUAAAGUUUCUGUGAAAGACAAAAAAUAAAUAAAUGUAAAAUGCUGUGAUUAUUCUGUGCCAUUAUGAAUUUGACUUAUUUUUCCUAGCUGAUGUCAAGCUAUUCUGUUUUUACUGUUUUGUAUUUUCACCGCAUGGUUUUGUUGUAAAUAUUCAUUCAGUAUUGCUAUUGUUAAAACACUAACUGUUCCUGUUUUGAAAAAUAAUUUUAUUUAACGUCAAUGAUUUUCUUUGUUUUUUUCAUAUUUGUUACAACAGUAUCCUAAGUUACAACAUUUGUUCAGUGCAGUYAUACCAGCUUAAAUUCUUGCAAAUCCAAAUAUUAAAGCAACUACAGUGGAAAACGUAACAUAAAACUGUAUUUAUGUUAAAAAAUAGGACUCAUUGAUAUCUUCUGUGUGUGUCCAAGGGCCUGUUUGGCAUUAAAGACCAGAAAUUUUUGCACUGAGCAUCAAAUUCUGUCAUAAUCUCUGCUUUCAGCAAAGUGAAUGAUUGUGGGUAUUUAAGGAUUUGUGUGCAAUUUUACCAGAUGCUAUAAAAGUCAUUGUCAACAUGAA
Messenger RNA from Austrofundulus limnaeus, 3526 nucleotides. RefSeq names its product vasorin. Gene Ontology annotation, molecular function: protein binding. NCBI's taxonomy places the organism in Eukaryota, Metazoa, Chordata, Actinopteri, Cyprinodontiformes, Rivulidae. Gene Ontology annotation, cellular component: plasma membrane. The record is from RefSeq and is a predicted model, not a curated record. The coding region runs from base 38 to 2152 and encodes 704 amino acids. The transcript has a single exon.